Molecule: messenger RNA, 1116 nt
Organism: Sorghum bicolor (sorghum)
Lineage: Eukaryota; Viridiplantae; Streptophyta; Magnoliopsida; Poales; Poaceae
Exons: 5
Coding region: 128-907 (259 amino acids)
Biological process (GO): proteolysis
Molecular function (GO): cysteine-type peptidase activity
Source: RefSeq, a predicted model, not a curated record
AGAGAGUGAAAAGGCGGUCACACAUCAAAAGUUGGCUAGUAGGGCUGUUGAAGAAAGUCUAAAACCACAACUGCAGCAGCAAAAAUGGUCUUCUAAGUAUAAAUGUGGUCAGCCAUUUCUUCCAGCAAUGGACCUCAAGAUAGUAGGACCUGGGUGCACUGCUCUUCAUGCUCAUUACAUGAAAGAUUGUGCCGACAAUGAGAAGAGUGGGAUAUUGGUUAGGUUCAAGGGUAUUUAUAUGUUGAAUUCAUCAGAUUUUGAGGUCGGGCUUGUGAGGUACAAUCAUCUAUAUGACUUCUUCAACUUUGGUGCAUUGGAUUGCUCCCUUCUUCGAUGCUUGACAUUAUCACUAUUUGUAGAAGCUAAGGCUAAGGACAUCCCUGUGGGAUUUCUUGAUCCACAACUAAUGUCACUGGAUAGCAUAAAGUUUGAUAGAGCAGCUGUUCUGCAGUAUGUGCAAAAAGCCUUCACCAAAUAUACCAGCAAAGACUUCAUAAUGUUUGCCUACAACUCUGGUGGCCAUUGGGUCGUUGUGAUAGUAAUUCAAAAGUGGAAUAAAGUGAUAUACCUUGAUUCCAACAAAUCUGGAAACCAUGAUUUCAGCAUGUUAAAAUUGUUGAUUGAUGAGGCUUUUGCAACACACACAAGCAAGAUGAAAGACAAACCAAAGCCAUUGACACAUGCUGCUAAAUAUGCGUGCCACCAACAAUCUAUUUCCAGCAAAGGAUCUAGCUUCUAUGCUGCACACCACUUGAUUUUAGCCAUGAGACAAACAAACUUGGAAUGCCCUGAGGAAUUUGAAGUGUUGACGAAGCCCAUCGAUGUGCACAUGAUUAGAGAAAAGUUGGCCAUGUUCUUAGUGACACAUGUCAUCAACAAGAAAGGAGAGUUCUAUCAUCCGAAUUAACCAUCAGUGAUGUGUGAUUGCCAUUAAUAUGGAUCUACUGAUGUAGUGUGUGAUCGAAUAAGUUAAGUCCAAUGUUGUGAUGCAUUUCAAACAAGUUGUAAACCUAUUGUGAAUCUGUCAAUGAAUUUGAUAUAAAUGUGGAUCUGUUAAUGUACCGUGUGACUGAAUAUUGAUGACUUUCAUAUGUAUGUGUUGUGAACAUUGUAGUA